Messenger RNA from Sardina pilchardus (European sardine), 1660 nucleotides. RefSeq lists its product as uncharacterized. The transcript is spliced from 2 exons. Bases 99 to 992 code for a protein of 297 amino acids. The record is from RefSeq and is a predicted model, not a curated record. NCBI's taxonomy places the organism in Eukaryota, Metazoa, Chordata, Actinopteri, Clupeiformes, Clupeidae.
GGCAUUUCGUUUUGAAACAACACCACCUCAGCAGCACGCAUCAUGUUUACCGUGGGCAGUGAACAGGACCACACUGGGACACUCUGAUCCCGUUGUCCAUGUUUUCCUUCCCUCCUCCACAGCCCAGAGUGGUGGGCGGCGACGUUCCGUCUUCCCCGUCCGCAGCGGCCCCGUGCCAGCCCGGCGUAGGCGGAGGAGGCGGAGGUGGAGCUGGAGCUGCUAGCGGUAGCGGCGGUAGCGCCACGGAUGGUUCUGGAGAGCCCAGAGAGGACAACCGCGUGAGCAACACCAGCAGCAGCAGCGGCGGCGGCGGCGGCGGCCGAGUGUCCUACGCCCACGCCGCUCCUCGUGACCAGCAGGCCGCUCCGUCCACACAGCCUAGUGGCGUCCCAGGCGAGGCCCCCGAGGUGAUCUCCAGCCAGUUCCAGGGCGCGGGCCACCUGCAGCGGGUGCCCCUGGCGCUGGACACGGCCGUGUGGGCGCAGGCGCUGGGCGGCGAGGCGGCGCUGCAGGACCUGGUCCUGGACUGCCCGCUGCCGCGCACCAUGGUGGAGAUCUCCGACGACCCCGGCGACUUCCAGGACGUGGGCCUGUGGGGCGAGCAGCUGGUCCACUCCUUCCUGGCCAAGUGGCAGGCGCAAGGCCCCGCCGGGCCCACGGAGGUCACCUGGUUCAACCGGGACGGCGAGACGGGACGGCCGUGCGACUUCAAGCUCACCUUCGGCCCCGACGACGGCGGCGACGACGGCGGCGACGGGGGGGUGGCGUCGGCCAAGGUGGUCUACGUGGAGGUGAAGACCACCACCAAGCCGGACCGGCACCUGAUCCGGCUCUCGGCCAACGAGCUGGACUUUGCGCUCAAGGAGAAGGAGCGCUACCACAUCUACCGGGUCUACGGCGCCGGGGACGCCCAGAACGCCCGGCUCACGCGCAUCCAGAACCUGGCCCAGCACCUGCAUUCCAAAACACUGGAGUUGUUCUUGUUUGUGUAACAUUCCUUCCUCCCUUUUGUUUUUAGAUCAAGCGCCUUUUUAUUUUUUUAUAUUCGUUCAGUCGAAAAAUGUUUGGUUUUACCCCCUUUUUAAAAAUUGUAUCUCCUUUUUUAGAAGGAUUAAAAAGUGAGUACUUUUUUUCCUUUCUUAUGCACUGUUUAUGUGGUCAGUUUUUACACUUGAAAAAAAAUCUUGUAAUUUUAUACUUAUUUGUAAUGUAAACGUAUAUUUUCUGUCAACAGCAAUGCACAACAAUUUUGUGUAGGAGUGUUUUGAGUUGCACUGUAAUCAACUGUAACUUUAGCGUACAGUCUAUUCUGCUAUAAAGGACAGCAGCUUUGUUUAUCAGCUUAAAAUGAAGGAUUAGACUCCUAAAAGAAUUCAAUAUGUUCCAAAUGCACAGCAGUUAACUGUUUAAUAGUUUAUCAGCUUUUGACUUUUCACAGAAUCCCAAGAGAAGUGGUAGAUUUCCAGCAUCUUUUAAUCGUUUUAUUUUAUUCCAAAGCGAGGUAAAAACAAAAAAACCCACUAGUUUCUUGAAUUUUUGUCUCCUAUAAGUGAACAAGUUCUGUCUUCAGUGCAACGCUAUGAGUGUGGCAUGUCCAAUCGCCACGCUGCUCAUGGAGUGUUGGUAUUCCUGACUAAUAAAAGUCUAGUCUUGUACCCUA